Molecule: messenger RNA, 1304 nt
Organism: Dioscorea cayenensis subsp. rotundata (Guinea yam)
Lineage: Eukaryota; Viridiplantae; Streptophyta; Magnoliopsida; Dioscoreales; Dioscoreaceae
Product: dehydrogenase/reductase SDR family member FEY-like
Exons: 8
Coding region: 116-1135 (339 amino acids)
Source: RefSeq, a predicted model, not a curated record
AGUUUAUAAUUUUGUCUUGCUAAGAAAAGUCUUCUACUUAAAAAAUGCAUGACCCUGGAUCCUGAUAUGCACACUUUUGAAGCUUGUUUGAGAGAGAGAGAGAGAGAGAGAGAAGAUGGAGAGGGAGGCAUGGUUGAGGGGAAUAUGGGAGAUGGUGAAAGAAGGGGUCUCACAAAGACUUCUUUCAUGGCAUCUCCCAUCUCCUCCAUUCCUCAUCCCUAACCAGCUCUCUGGUCUCACUGUCAUUGUCACUGGAUGCACCAGUGGGAUUGGACUUUGUGUUGCUAGGGAGAUGGUUAUGGCUGGGGCUCAUGUUAUCAUGGCAUGUAGGAAUGUCGAAGGUGCAAACAGAAUUGCCAGUGAAUGGACAGAAGAUACACACAAUAGCAAAGAUAUACUUGUCGAGGUCAUGCCACUGGAUCUCCUUUCCCUGGCAUCAGUUCAUAGUUUUGGAGAAGAGUGGAACCGUCGCGGAAUGCCCUUGCAUUUGUUAAUCAACAAUGCUGGAGCAUUUUACAUGAAAGAACCACAACAAUUUACAGAAGAUGGAAUCGAGCGGCAUAUGCAAGUGAAUCAUAUAGCGCCAGCAUUGCUCACUCUUCUUCUCUUGCCCUCUUUGCUUAAAGCUCCCUUUUCGCGGAUUGUCAAUGUGAAUUCAGUGGCUCACCAUUGUGCACUUAUUGAUCCCACUCGCUGGAAGAGUAAAAUUAACGACGGCGACUUUAAUGCCAUAAGAGCCUACGGAGAGAGCAAACUAGCACAACUUAUGUUCAUCAAAACACUUGCUGCAAAACUUUACAAGAAGAAAAUUACCUCUAUCCAGUGUAUUACAGUAAAUCCCGGCAUCGUGAAUACAAAUAUGGUCAAGCAACAACAGAAGCACAAAAUUGCAGAGUGGAAGUUGUUCUGGAUGUUUAGUCCUGCCGAAGGUGCAAGGAGCGUACUCUUUUGCUCAACAAACGAAAGUGUGGUUAAAAACACGGUCGAAUGUUUUGCGCACUACUCUUCAGUUUGCACACCGACGAAAGAGGCACCUCAAGCGAUGGAUGUAAAUUCAUGCUUUGAUGUUUGGAAAAAGACAAUGGAAAUGUUGGAUUUAGAUAUGGAUCAUCUUUCUCGACUCAUCGAUGUUUAGCUUCAACUAACCACCUUGUUCAAAUGCAUCUUAUUUUGGAGCUUCAAAUUUUGCAAUAUAUAUAGGACAUAUCAUGACUUAUCUUGUAAGAAAAUUUUGCUGUAUUUUACUUGUAUGAACACACAUACUUGUGAAUUUUAUCUAUACUUAUAUUGAUACAGAGAGCUCA